Ixodes scapularis (black-legged tick) is the source of this 1955-nucleotide messenger RNA. RefSeq lists its product as uncharacterized. The transcript has 3 exons. Lineage: Eukaryota; Metazoa; Arthropoda; Arachnida; Ixodida; Ixodidae. The record is from RefSeq and is a predicted model, not a curated record. Bases 1 to 1419 code for a protein of 472 amino acids.
AUGUCCGGGGUCUGUCUGCGGCUGGGUUCCCCGUCGCCCGAGAGCCGGAGCAGUGCCGUCGUGUCCCUGCUCAGCCACGCCAGGACCCCGAAGGUGCCGUACAGCGAGCAGAAGCGCUCGCUGAGCGCCGCGCUGCUCGACGACGCCCGCUUCGCUUCCAACGGAGAGCUCCUGCAAACCAUGGAGAAGGGAGUCAUGUACCCCGUGGUGCACCUGCUCGAGCUGCCCGGGCCCUUCGCUCCUCUGGACGACCAGCUUCUGGGCCAGGACUACUUCGGCGACCACUUUGCACUCCAGCAGGGUAUCUACGAGGAGAUCCGGCAGCAUGUGCUCUACGACCAGAAGCACUACACGCGGCCCAACGAGCGGAGCACGGCCUACAUACUGGCCGGCUUCAAGGUGCUGGACGGCACCUUCCGCGACGUCAUGGAGGACAACUGGAAGGACUGGACCGGCGCCCGGAGCCUCUACAUCAACCUCAACCAGGAGUUCGGGCUCCACCGGUUCUCGCUGUUCAGGCGCACCUGUCCCUCGGCAGACUUCGCCACCUUCUCGUACGUCAUGCUCGUCGAGUGUCGGUCCGUCAGCGCGGACAACGCCGUGGGACUGCUGGACUUCGUGCAGCGUUUUCGGUCGCACCGGAUGUCCGGUUAUCUGUCCGUCUACGCCGUCCGCCAUCUGGGGCUCGAGUCGUACAGCAGCUCGAGGUCGGGCCUCCCGCUAAACGUCAACGCCCGGUCCGACUGGUGGAAAGUGGUCCAGGACGCUGUGGCAUCGAGCAGCGCCGGAAGCACGUCUGACCUGUCCUCCACGUCCGAGUCGACCAGCUCCGAGGACAGGCUCCCAGCGCCGAAGAGUAGUUACCAAGCGGCCCGCGUCGCCAAUCUGCCUGUGCUGUCCCAACUCCCGGCCGUUGAGGAGACGAGACGGUUGGUGAACGCCGGUCGGAGAUGGCAGCAGGGCAGUCCCAUGACGCCCAUCUACGAGAACCAGCCGGGUUACAGAACACCCUCUGAGUUGGGAACGACCAUAAUCUCGAGGUCGGCGUCAUCCAACGAUUCCACCAACGGCCUCGGAGAGACGGACCUGUCUUAUUCGGUUGGUGAUUCGUCCGUGCUGAGCAGCACUGUCGGCAGCGGCUCGGACAUGGAGAUGGAAGCGUCUGGUUGGGACCCCCGUCCGUCUAAGGGGAGUGUGCGGCGAGUGUGGUUCGAAGACUGCUGUCUUCUGGAGGAUGUGAUAGCGCAGGCAGCUGAACGCUGUAGCCAGCAGCAUGUCGAUCGGUGCGAGACGCGGGGUACUUCUUCGCGCUCUGUCGCCGCGAGAGCGAAAGAAUAUCACGAGUUGGAUGAGAUGCUUCGAAACCUUCAGUGCGUCAGCGUCGCUCCUCAGCAGUCGGUCCGAAGAAAGCUGUGGUGAAACAUGUUUCACUCGGUACCUACCAGUGGCGUAUGACCAAAAACGCACUGAUGACACAAUUCGUAUCGACGCACACGUAGGGAACAAAUUAGGCGUGGGUGUACGAAAAAACUUUUGGCGAAUUUGCGGCCUUUAUGCACGGUACCGUUUGCGCGAUGCAGCUUGCACAAUGAAGUUUGAGAGUUCAUGCACGAUGCAGUUUGAGAGUUCGUGCACGAUGCAGUUUGAUAGUUAUUUCUAUCUAUACUAAGAUCGAAUCUCUUGAAGUCGUUAAUAAGAACCAGAAGUGUGAUGUGCGCGCUUCAGCAGUGCUGCCGGAUUUUUCCCUAUAUAUAAGGUUUGAGGGCAUUCUGUACGCAGUUGUAAGGGUAGCUACUGCAAAAGUUAUUGGGUUAGUAUACUGUAUACUUGAGCUGACAUGCAAUUAAGUUACAAAUUGAGUUACAGAAUGCUCUUUGCAAUUGUAGCUAGCUACAGCAAAAAACGAAGUGACAUAAAAUUACUUGUGAACUGCUUCAGUAGGUGAAUGUUAUGGC